CUUCUAGCUGUCUCCAACAUCAAACUAGUGCUGCUUUACUUCACUUCUAACGAAGCACCUCCUCCGGGAUUGAUACAGGAUUAACUUCACCCGUCUUACCUGGAGUCUUGGUCCGCGACCGUUGAAAGAGUUUGGACAAGAAACUAGUUUUGUCUCCAUUCCAUUGUUUGAACAGAAUUGACAAACUGAAAAAAAUGCGUCUCAUCCAGAACAUGACGACCAUUGCGGAGUACCCAGCACCCGAAUGCUCGGUCCCAAACCGGGUCAUUAAAAUGGCUGUGAUAGGAGGCGGCGGAGUUGGAAAAACAGCGCUCGUGGUGAGAUUCCUGACGAGGCGCUUCAUCGGAGACUACGAAAGAAAUGCUGGUAAUCUCUAUUCCAGAGAAGUGCAGGUGGAUGGAGAGCAAGUGACCAUCCAGGUUCAAGACACUCCUGGUGUGGAGAUGACUGAUAAUGGCAUCAAUUUACCAGAUCAUGUGACCUGCUCCAUCCAGUGGGCUGAUGCAGUGGUGCUGGUGUACUCUGUGACCGACCGCCGCAGCUUCGAUUUGAUCAAUCAGUUGCAUCAGCUGGUUGUUCGUACCGGAGGCGCCAACAUGCCUCCAGUAAUCCUACUGGCCAACAAGGCGGACCUGCUGCACCUGAGGCGGGUGGACUCCCAGCAGGGCCCUUUGCUGGCGGGCACCCUGGGCUGUUCUUUCUACGAAGUAUCUGCCAGCGAGGACUACAGCGAGGUGCACAAGGCUUUCCACAGGCUGUGCUGCCAGCUAGCCAAGCAGCCGCCUCCUGCCUCCAACUCGUCCAACAACUCUGCCGGCGCUACCACAGAAAAGAGGCGCUCGCCCCUCAUCCCCAGGCCAAAAUCUCCCAAUAUGCAAGACCUGAAGAGGCGCUUCAAGCAAGCACUGUCAGCCAAAGUCAGGACUGUCACCUCUGUGUGAAGAGAACUAUAAGUUGAAAGUGGUCCAGAGUGGCUACAGUAAGAAAGCUUUUAAAGAUGGAAGAGGACAGAAGAUGUAUGCUUCUCCACUGAAGUCCUGUAUCAGCCUGGCUGAAAGAGGCAGAUGUGACAUGAACAGUGGUCGGCUCUAAGUAGCGAGAGGCAGACGAGUCUUUACAGAGGUAAUGACCUCUGAUUGGCAAGUAUCUGUCCUGUCAGGUGCCAUGUGUGAGGCGGGGCAGUGAUGAGGUUCAUCAUCCGUUCAGGACUAGAGACGCCUGAGGAGACACAGAAGCAGCUGUGUGAGGCUGACAAACUCCACACACUGCUCUCCUGGCAACAACCGUGCUGAAGGACUGCUUAUUUUUAGCUGUUCUUUAUUCAGACUGCCACUACAUGGCACCACUAAAUGCUAGUGUUAGUAUACCAGCCACUUGAGCCAGGGCUCUGUGCAGCUGUGUGUGUGUACUCAGUCUCUUGUAUGUCACUAACUGCAGUAUAUUUUUGCAGCAUCAAAACCAUCAUUGUGCAAGACAUAAUGAUGAAACGGUGGUGGGAGGGGGUUGUAGCGGGGCAGCAGACACAGUAUGUAGCGUGUGACAGUUAUCACUGAUGCACUUUAUAAAAAGGUAUGAUC
Molecule: messenger RNA, 1577 nt
Organism: Sander lucioperca (pikeperch)
Lineage: Eukaryota; Metazoa; Chordata; Actinopteri; Perciformes; Percidae
Gene: rasl11b
Product: RAS-like, family 11, member B
Exons: 5
Coding region: 195-941 (248 amino acids)
Molecular function (GO): GTPase activity; GTP binding
Source: RefSeq, a predicted model, not a curated record